ACAGCAGGACAGCAUGGCCUUUCGUAAGUGUGUACAGGUCCUGCUCCGUUCCAGCUUGGCUCCGUUGUGCCACCCAGGAUCCACGAGGACCCAUCCAAGAUUUCUUCACACAGUUCCCAGACUCUGCAGUCAAUCCCAGCCAAAUGGUUCCUCGGGCUCUAAAGUGCUGGUGCACUUUGUAAAUCAGUCGGGGGUAAAGAGCAGUGUGUUUGUCACAGAGGGAGAGACUCUUCUAGACGUUGUCAUCAAGAAGAAUCUUGACAUCAGUGGCUUUGGAGCAUGCGAGGGCACUCUGGCCUGUUCCACCUGUCACCUGAUAUUUGAGGAGAGUGUGUAUGACAAACUGGAGCCAAUGGUGGAUGAAGAGGUUGACAUGCUUGAUUUGGCUUACGGACUCACCAAGACAUCUCGUUUGGGGUGUCAGGUGACUGUGGAGCGCUGGAUGGACGGAAUGACAGUUCACGUUCCGCAAGAGAUCAAAGAUCAGCGAGGAAAACAAGAGGCAGUGAGAAGCAAAUGAUACACAAGCAGUAACAUGUUCAAUUUCCAUGUUAACUUAACUCUUAAUAUACAGUAAGAUCUGUUUUUCUUUUCCAAUGCUGUUUUUGUUUUAUUCUGUUUUGAAGCAUGUGAACAUGGUACUUUGAAAUUACACAAAACAAUAAAAUGAAUGUGACCCACUAGUAUGCCUCUGUAUAUCACCCCAAAAAAAUCUUAACACAGCCACGAAUAGGGUGAAUAUUUCUUUCCUUAAAUGGGUCAUGACAUGAGAAAUUCAUUUUGCCUUGAUCUUUUGCCGCAGCUAGGCUUUUGACUG
Sinocyclocheilus rhinocerous is the source of this 817-nucleotide messenger RNA. RefSeq names its product adrenodoxin-like. The record is from RefSeq and is a predicted model, not a curated record. Gene Ontology annotation, biological process: P450-containing electron transport chain. NCBI's taxonomy places the organism in Eukaryota, Metazoa, Chordata, Actinopteri, Cypriniformes, Cyprinidae. Gene Ontology annotation, cellular component: mitochondrion. Gene Ontology annotation, molecular function: electron transfer activity; 2 iron, 2 sulfur cluster binding. The coding region runs from base 14 to 520 and encodes 168 amino acids. The transcript is spliced from 4 exons.